Messenger RNA from Phascolarctos cinereus (koala), 3787 nucleotides. It is a transcript of the gene ADAMTS5, whose product is annotated as ADAM metallopeptidase with thrombospondin type 1 motif 5. Lineage: Eukaryota; Metazoa; Chordata; Mammalia; Diprotodontia; Phascolarctidae. Gene Ontology annotation, molecular function: zinc ion binding; metalloendopeptidase activity. Gene Ontology annotation, biological process: proteolysis; extracellular matrix organization. The record is from RefSeq and is a predicted model, not a curated record.
GUUCUCUUUUUCCCCUCCUCUCUAUCUGAUUAAAUGAGAUGGGAGUGUGGGAGGGGUGGUUUUGAAGCUCUCCCUUUAAGAGGCAGCCUGCAGUGACGAAUUCUUGAAAUUGCCCUUGCAGGAUGGCAUUCCACUAUAAAUUCAUUGUUCGACCUCCUCUCAUCUUCACAUUUCUCUCUUCUCUCCUUGCCUGUAUCGACCAACUGGGGAUAACAACAAAAAUGAAAAUACAGAGCCACGGGGGAUAAAGUGAGGACAUCUUGCCAUCUCACCAAAAACGAUCUGGGUUUUCCUCAGUCACCUCAGGUUCUCAAGAGACCAAAUGGAACCAACAAAUUAAAAAGAAAGAACUGCUGGAGCUUAGUUCGGAAAGUGAUCAUUCUUAGCAUCGAUGAUCCAGGGGAAGAGAGGAAAUGCUGAAAAGUUGCCUGCUUUAGACUCUGAAUCUUACUUCUUGUUGUGCAUCUGUUUGCUGUAUAUGGCUUUGGGAUUUUAUGCUUUCUCUACCUUUCUCCUUAUGCUGACUCUCCUCUUCCAGCUUUUUCCUAGCCAAAAUCCAAAUGUUAUUAUUAUUAUUAUUAUUUUAGAAAAAAACCAGUAAAGAAAAGUUACACACUAGGACCUCAGCUUUGACCAUCCAUAAACUUUUGUUGGUAGCGUUUUCUGCUUCCCUCCUUCUUACACUUCAUUUAACACUACAGGCAACAUAGACGCACACAUACAUAUAUAUUAAAUAUACAUAUGUGUGUAUAGAAAGAUAUAGAUAUAAAGAUAUGUGGGUAGAUAUGUUUAUUUUAAUCCAUGGUAAUUUGCAUUACUGCUUAUUCUAAGGGGGGGGAAGACCCUCUCUUUCCAAUUUUUUUUCUCCCUUCAUCUAUUCCAACGCUCUGAGAGAGCAAUAUGGUCUUGAAGUUGGUUUCUCUGCUCAUUUUGGCUUUCGAAUCGCACUUUGCUUCUGCUGGAGUCCGGGCUCCGCCAACACCUAAACAUAGUCAAACCCAUCAACUUCCACCAAUUGCAGUAGAGACAGCUGAAGCUCAUCUCCACUACCAGCAGCAGAAGGAAUUGCUGCAGGAGCAGGAGCAGCAAAAAUACUCUCAGCAGCCCCCCUACACUCCCCCUAUCAACCGCAAGACUAGAGGUCUAGUGCAAAACAUUGACCAACUUUACUCCGGAGGAGGCAAAGUGGGAUACCUCAUAUAUGCGGAGGGCAAGAAAUUUCUCUUGGAUUUGGAACAAGAUGGAUCAGUGGGCUUCCCAGAGCUUUUGUAUCCUGGUUUUGACCAGAGCAGUCAUCAGGGGACAUUGCCUCCAGCUCAGCGCCACCGGGAUCACUGCUUCUACCGAGGCACUGUGGAUGGGAGCGCUAGCUCCCUGGCCCUCUUUAACCUUUGUGGGGGGAUGAAGGGCUUCUUCGCUAUUAAACACACUCGUUACACCGUAAAGCCGUUGUUGCUGGGGACAAGGGAGGCUGAAGAGGGGCGGCUGUUUGGGGACCAGUCUCUUCGGGUGCCGCACGUUUUCAUUAAAGAGAGCUUCAGUUUCAAAACGCUGAAGCUUCGCAGCAGCUGCGAGACCCCUAGUUCUCCCAGGACAGGCCAUAGACAACCAGAAGCACUCCCUACUCAGGCUAACCAAACGUCCCAGAUCGUGCCAUCUCCGCAGCCCUUUGCAGCACCAGCUCCCGAACCACAGAAGGGGUGGCGACGUCAGCGGCGCUCCAUAUCCAGGGCCAGGCAGGUGGAGCUGUUGCUGGUGGCGGAUGUAUCUAUGGCCAAGAAGUAUGGCCGGGACUUACAGCAUUACCUGUUGACUUUGGCUUCCAUCGCUUCGCGGCUUUACAGUCACCCAAGCAUCGAGAACCACAUCCGCCUAGCGGUGGUGAAGGUAGUGGUGCUGGAUGACAAGGAGAAAGGCUUGGAGAUAAACAAGAACGCGGCCACUACUCUCAAGAACUUUUGCAAGUGGCAACACCAACACAACCAGCUGGGAGAUGACCAUGAGGAGCAUUAUGAUGCAGCUAUUCUCUUUACCCGGGAGGAUUUAUGUGGACAUCAUUCAUGUGAUACUCUUGGAAUGGCAGAUGUUGGGACCAUAUGUUCUCCUGAGCGCAGCUGUGCAGUGAUCGAGGAUGAUGGUCUCCAUGCAGCUUUUACAGUUGCUCAUGAAAUUGGACAUCUACUGGGACUAUCUCAUGAUGAUUCUAAAUUUUGUGAAGAAAACUAUGGCUCCAUGGAAGAUAAACGCUUAAUGUCUUCCAUCCUAACUAGCAUUGAUGCUUCCAAACCCUGGUCCAAAUGUACGUCAGCAACCAUUACGGAAUUCCUGGAUGAUGGUCAUGGUAACUGUUUGCUGGACUUACCAAGAAAGCAGAUCCUGGGCCCUGAAGAGCUCCCAGGACAGACAUAUGAUGCUAUCCAUCAAUGCAAGCUGGCAUUUGGGCCUGAGUACACAGUAUGUCCUGGCAUGGAUGUCUGUGUUCGCCUGUGGUGUGCAGUUGUUCGACAGGGCCAAAUGGUGUGUCUGACCAAGAAGCUGCCAGCUGUGGAAGGGACGCCAUGUGGGAAAAGCAGGAUUUGCCUUCAGGGCAAGUGCGUCGACAAAACCAAGAAAAAAUAUUAUUUGACAUCAAACCAUGGCAACUGGGGUUCCUGGGGUUCCUGGGGCCAAUGUUCCCGUUCAUGUGGGGGAGGAGUUCAGUUUGCUUUUCGCCAUUGUAAUAACCCAGCACCUAGAAACAAUGGACGAUACUGCACUGGAAAGAGAGCCAUCUACCGCUCCUGCAGCGUCACAGCAUGUCCAACAUAUGCUAAAGCCUUUCGUCAGGAACAAUGUGAAGCUAAAAAUGGAUUUCAAUCAGAUAUAAAAGGGAUCAAGACAUUUGUGGAGUGGGUCCCCAAAUAUGCAGGAGUUCUGCCCGCAGAUGUGUGCAAGCUGACCUGUAGAGCCAAAGGAACAGGCUACUAUGUGGUAUUUUCCCCAAAGGUGAAGGAUGGCACUGAAUGUAGACCAUACAGUAAUUCAAUCUGUGUUCAAGGGAAAUGUGUAAGAACUGGUUGUGACAACAUUAUUGGUUCAAAGCUCCAAUAUGAUAAGUGUGGUGUAUGCGGAGGAGAUAAUUCCAGCUGUACAAAGGUCAUGGGAACAUUUACUAAAAAAAGUAAGGGUUACACAGAUGUAGUAAGGAUACCUGAAGGUGCCACUCACAUCAAAGUUCGACAAUUCAAGGCAAAAGACCAGAACAGAUUCACUGCUUACUUAGCCCUGAAAAAGAAAAAUGGUGAGUACUUGAUCAAUGGAAAGUAUAUGAUAUCUACAUCAGAGACCAUUAUUGACAUCAAUGGGACUGUCAUGAACUACAGUGGUUGGAGCCACAAGGAUGACUUCUUGCAUGGGAUGGGGUAUUCAGCUACAAAAGAGAUUCUUAUAGUUCAGAUUCUUGCAACAGACCCAAGCAAAGCAGUAGAUGUCCGCUAUAGCUUCUUCGUUCCCAAAAAGUCAACAUCCAAAUCAAACUCAGUCAGUCAUCAUGGAAGCAAUAAAAUGGGAUCACAGACCUCACAGCUACAGUGGGUUACUGGCCCGUGGCUUUCCUGUUCUAGAACAUGUGACACAGGCUGGCACACCAGGACUGUGCAGUGCCAAGAUGGACACAAAAAAUUAGCAAAAGGAUGUCUACUGUCACAGAGACCCUCGGCAUUCAAGCAGUGUUUUCUAAAGAAAUGCUAGCACAUGGUUAUGAUUUUGUUUAGAAAAACAAUUGAGCAAGACACCACUGACAUACCUU